This is a messenger RNA of Cryptotermes secundus, 2138 nucleotides long. It is a transcript of the gene mRpL39, whose product is annotated as 39S ribosomal protein L39, mitochondrial. The record is from RefSeq and is a predicted model, not a curated record. The coding region runs from base 116 to 1135 and encodes 339 amino acids. Gene Ontology annotation, biological process: threonyl-tRNA aminoacylation. The transcript is spliced from 9 exons. Gene Ontology annotation, molecular function: nucleotide binding; threonine-tRNA ligase activity. Gene Ontology annotation, cellular component: mitochondrion. Lineage: Eukaryota; Metazoa; Arthropoda; Insecta; Blattodea; Kalotermitidae.
AAGGCAGAGUAUCGUAUGAUAGCAAUCAGUUAUAUCCCGGAUUGUGUGAGAGUUUUAUUUAAGUUUCACUAUAUGUGUCUUCUUUCAGUGUCUGUAUGAUGCAGAAUCAUUCAGUAUGUUUCAAAGAAUUUGUAUGAACUUGUUUAGAAAGCAAAGUUCGGAAAUUAAUAUUAAAUGUAGGUGUGGUGCAACAUUUCAAGGAAAUGCAGAAGCAAGACACCAAAGAAAUCUAUUGUUCACCAAAGAAAAGCAACGACAACGGGAGAACAUAGGACGAAUAGAAAAAAUUGAAGUACAAUAUACAGGGACCCCAGAAGAUGUGACAUUAAUGAUGAACAAGGGCAUCUCUACCCCAUUUAAUUGUGCACAGCACAUGUCAGAGAUGCUUAUGCAGCGUUCAGCAUUGGCCCUGAUAGAUGACACAACACUGUGGGAUAUGAAUCAUCCAUUGGAAGCAGACUGCCAGCUCCGACUCUUGCAUUUCAGAGAUCCUGACCCAUAUCAUGUGAACAAAGCUUUCUGGAGGUCUUGUUCCAUGCUUUUAGGAGCUAUGGCUGAAAAUGUCUUCAAAGAAGAAGUGCAUGUUGAACUACAUAGCUUCCCUUCACCUAAUGUGAAGACUGGCAGUUUUGUGUAUGAUGUGAACAUAGGCCUAGACAAUUGGCAGCCUUCACAGGAUGAGCUCCGCAUAAUGUCUAGUCAGAUGGUGACUUUGUGCCAGAAAAACCUUAAAUUUGAAAGACUGGAAGUAAAUGUAGACUUGGCACUAGAAAUGUUUAAAGGCAACAAGUACAAGAGGGAACAGAUUCCACAUAUAGCGUCACAGAUAUCAGAAGGAAAAACGGUAGUUUUGUAUCGUGUUGGUGACCACAUAGAUUUGAGCAGAGGCCCCAUGGUGGGGGACACCAGUUUUGUGGGAAAAUGCACCGUGACAGCUGUACAUCAAAUUGAGACUGAACAGGGCAUACUGUAUCGAUUCCAAGGUGUAGCAUUGCCCAAAGGCUUUUUGCUGAAUCAUUUUGCGUAUGGAAUUCUUGAAGACAGAGCAAAGAAAUUGAAUCCUGGUCGACUUCCUAGUGCUCCUUCUCAUGUGUCUGAUGUCUUCCAGCCAGCUUCAGAAGCUAUGUCUCUGUAGAUAUGAAGCGCACAGUAUUCUACAACAGCGACUUACAUACAAAUGAGAAAAUCUUCUGAAAGUAAGCAUACUGUUUACCUGUCUGUAGCAAUGAGAUAAACAUAUCCUGAUAAUAAAUAUCUACAAUGUUUUUAAAAGAAGUUCUGCUUAUUGUACCUGUAUGUAAAAAGAUAACAAUUUAAUAGUUAUCUCUAUUAUGAGAAUUAAUUUCUUUCCUUGUCAGUGAGUCAGCUGGAACAUGGGAAGCCCUUGGAAUAGAUUUUUCUCCAAACAUUUUGUUAAGGAAUCACAAUGCUGCUUCCAUUUCCAUGCAUGUAUUCAGUUGGGUGUGAGAAAUAACUUCCCGUGCAUUUUACAAUCAGCAGUCAGAAAACUGCAAUAACUUGUACAGUAAAUUCCCCAUUAUCUAGCAUAUACAGGAAAUUGGGUCUGCCAACUACAUGAAUAAAACUCUUGCAGGAACCCAAUACAAAGUUAAACAACAUGUUUUCACUUUCAUCUUGCAUGGAAGUCUUCCUAGGCAGCAUAGCAGAUUGAUGGGUUCAAGAUUUUGGAUAUAUGUACUGUAACACAUUUGACUAACCUCUGCUGUAAUUUCACUUGCAUAAGGAAGGAUUAGGGGCAGUGCAUCUAGUGGCAGCUGGGAGACCCACCAUGGGUUGGGUGAAUAUAAUGAAAAUUGCAAAUUUGUUUUUGAAUAACCUUACAGAAUUUUUACAUUUUCUUUGUAAUUUUUGUCAGCUGGAUGAGAAUUUCAGAUGCUUGGAUCCUGGAUAACCAGGGGUUUACUGCAGUAAGAAUAAUAUGCAACAAAUAACUGUAUAUGCUAUACUUGUAGGGAGCAGGCAUUCAUAUAAAAUAAAAUUCCUUCUCUUACCCUGUUUCCUUCUCACUUCUCUGAGGUCAUUAAUUGGAGGCUGUAUACAGUAUUCUUAUGUUUACUGCUGUUUCAUUGCUAGUCAACCAUAACAAUAUGCAUGCCAAUCAUGGACCAGUGCAUGGA